AGAAAUUGUUUAUUCCGAGCUCUUGGAGAUCAGCUUGAUGGUACGCCAAAUACUCAUCAGAAACAUAGACAAGAUGUUGUGGCUUACAUGAGGCAAAACCGCAAUGAUUUUGAGCCAUUUGUUGAAGAUGAUGUUCCCUUUGAGAGGCACUUGAGUAACCUGGCUGAACUUGGCACCUAUGGAGGGAAUGAUUGUAUUGUUGCCUUUGCUCGUCUUCAUGAAGUUGUGGUUGUAAUCCACCAACUGAAUGCUCCACUCUGGCAGAUUUGUGGAAGAGAAGGGAAAAAAAAUAUGGCAGAACUUCACAUAUCAUACCAUAAUGGAGACCAUUACAACAGUGUACGGAGAAUUGGUGACUGUACUUCUAGCCCUGCAUGCAUCAAAUUAGCUGUAAGUAUUAUUUUAUUAUAAUCUGACUUUGUUUUC
This is a messenger RNA of Homarus americanus (American lobster), 426 nucleotides long. Its product is annotated as OTU domain-containing protein 3-like. Gene Ontology annotation, molecular function: cysteine-type deubiquitinase activity. The record is from RefSeq and is a predicted model, not a curated record. Lineage: Eukaryota; Metazoa; Arthropoda; Malacostraca; Decapoda; Nephropidae. The transcript has 3 exons. Gene Ontology annotation, biological process: protein deubiquitination. Bases 88 to 411 code for a protein of 107 amino acids.